AUGGCGUCCCACAACUUUGAGGCCAUGGCCGCGAAGCUUGACGAUCCGAAUUCUGGUACACCACACCUCUCCCAGCGCACACAUCUGCGAACGAAAGGAACGCAAGCAAUCGACAUACGGGACAACAUCGAGAGUUACUGUCAAGGCCCGCAGUAUGCUGUCUUCUUGACCCAUCUUGUGCCAGUCUUCCUCAAGAUCCUCGAUGGCAACCCAGUCUUCAUAUCAACUUCUCCGGAACAGGUUCAGCGGAUACGGAAUUGCGUCCUCGAGAUCAUCCACCGACUUCCUAUGAACCCAAUUGAUGCGCUCGAACCGCACGCGGCGAAGAUCACAGACAAGCUAGUGGGUUUAGUCAAGCUGGAGAACGAGGAUAACGCGGUGCUUUGCAUGAAGAUUAUCAUGGACUUCCUUCGACACCAGACGAAAGCCCUUGCCGACCGGGUGCAGCCCUUCCUGGACCUUAUUCAAGAGAUGUUCGAGACCAUGGAGCAGGCAGUGCACGACACAUUCGACAGCGGAAAUCCCGCACCGACAUCGCAGGGCGUUCCCUCGACACCCGGAAAUCACCAAUUCUCGCAAUCGCCACGACCGAGUUCACCAGCGACCGCCCUCACGUCCGGUUCGGCAGGCGAUCUGGGCUCGGAGCAUCAGCAGACGCGCAUGCUGCUGAAGGGCAUGCAGUCAUUCAAAGUCCUUGCCGAGUGUCCAAUCAUCGUCGUCUCUCUGUUUCAGGCGUAUAGGAACUGUGUGAACAAGAACGUCAAACUCUUUGUUCCACUCAUCAAGAACGUGCUGUUGCUUCAGGCAAAACCACAAGAGAAGGCACACGAGGAUGCCAAGGCACAAGGCAAGGUCUUCACUGGCGUCAGCAAGGAGAUUCGUAACCGGGCCGCGUUUGGAGACUUCAUCACAGCACAAGUCAAGACCAUGAGCUUUCUAGCAUACCUGCUCCGAGUGUAUGCGCACCAGCUCAACGAUUUUCUGCCGACCCUCCCGGAUAUCGUUGUGCGUUUGCUCAAGGACUGCCCUCGCGAAAAGUCGGGUGCGAGGAAAGAGCUUUUGGUGGCUAUUAGGCAUAUCAUCAACUUCAACUUCCGCAAGAUUUUCCUCAAGAAGAUCGACGAGCUGUUGGACGAGCGCACUUUGAUUGGCGAUGGACUCACAGUGUACGAGACGAUGCGACCUCUGGCAUACAGCAUGCUGGCGGAUCUAAUUCACCACUUGCGUGAAUCUUUAUCGAAGGAACAGAUUCGUCGCACCGUUGAAGUAUACACCAAGAACCUGCACGACACAUUUCCAGGCACGAGUUUCCAGACUAUGAGUGCAAAGCUCCUCCUUAACAUGGCCGAGUGCAUCGCAAAGCUCGAGCCCAAGGAGGACGCUCGAUACUUUCUGAUCAUGAUCCUUAAUGCGAUAGGGGACAAAUUUGCUGCGAUGAACCGUCAGUACCACAACGCUGUCAAGCUCUCCGCACAGUAUAGCCAACCCUCGAUCGACGCUGUGGAGGAGAACCACAUGGCUGUACAAGAGCAGCCUCCGGACUGGGAUGAGAUCGACAUCUUCAAUGCGACACCCAUCAAGACGUCGAAUCCAAGAGAUAGAAGCUCCGACCCAAUUGCCGACAACAAAUUCCUCUUCAAGAAUCUGCUACAUGGUCUCAAGAAUCUUUUCUACCAGUUGAGGGCUUGCAAUCCAGCAAAAAUAAAAGACGAAAUUGACGUAGCGAACGCAUCAGCAAAUUGGCACGAGGUUUCCUUUGGCUACAAUGCGGAAGAGGUCGAAGUUCUGAUCAAGCUCUUCCGGGAAGGUGCGAAGGUGUUCCGCUACUACGGCACCGACAAGAGUCCAGAAUCGCAGGGCUUGACGCCCGGUGACUACAUGGGCAACCAACACAUGAUGUCAAGCGGCAAAGAAGAGAAGGAUCUACUCGAGACUUUUGCGACAGUCUUCCACCACAUCGAUCCGGCUACGUUCCACGAAGUUUUUUCCUCCGAGAUACCCCAUUUGUACGAUAUGAUGUUCGAUCAUCCCGCGUUGUUGCAUGUCCCGCAAUUCCUUCUGGCUUCGGAAGCCACGUCACCAGCGUUCUCCGGAAUGUUGUUACAAUUCCUCAUGGAUCGCAUUGAAGAAGUUGGCACUGCAGAUGUGAAGAAGUCUUCAAUCCUGUUACGAUUAUUCAAGCUGUCUUUCAUGGCGGUGACACUUUUCUCGGCGCAGAAUGAGCAAGUUUUGCUGCCACACGUCAGCAAGAUCAUCACAAAGUCGAUACAACUGUCUACUACUGCAGAGGAGCCGAUGAACUACUUCCUGCUUCUGAGGUCACUCUUUCGCAGCAUAGGAGGUGGACGAUUUGAGCAUCUCUAUAAGGAAAUUCUACCUCUACUCGAGAUGUUGCUGGAUGUUCUCAACAACCUUCUUCUGACAGCACGCAAACCAGCCGAGCGAGACCUCUUCGUUGAGUUGUCUCUCACCGUGCCCGCACGCCUGAGCAAUCUUCUUCCUCACCUGAGCUACCUCAUGAGGCCUCUUGUUGUUGCACUACGAGCAGGAUCUGAUCUUGUUGGCCAAGGCUUGCGGACGUUAGAGCUCUGUGUUGACAACCUUACCGCAGACUACCUUGACCCAAUCAUGGCGCCCGUCAUAGAUGAGCUUAUGGCCGCUCUAUGGGAACAUCUCAAGCCCAAUCCAUACAGCCAUUUUCAUGCCCACACGACAAUGCGCAUACUCGGCAAGCUUGGUGGCCGCAACCGAAAGUUCAUCACGGGGCCUCCUGAGCUAGACUUCAAGCCCUACUCUGAUGACCAGUCAUCUAUCGAUAUCCGGCUGAUUGGCUCUACCAAAGAUCGGGCAUUUCCCGCUGCCAUCGGUAUCGACACUGCGAUUGCGAAGCUACAUGAGGUACCGAAGCUACCUGCAGCAAAGAAAUCGGAUGUCUUCCACAAGCAACAAGCAUUCAGACUCAUUACCGCGCAUACGAAACUGAUGGUUGGCUUUGACACCUUGCCAGAUGAUUUUGCUCAACUCGUGCGACUACAGGCGACAGACUUAUGCGCGAAGAAAUUCGACCUCGGGGCUGAUAUCCUGACUGCGAUGGAGCGAGACAAGUCAAUCGUCAAGAAGGGUGUCGAAGGAGAGACAUUGAAGAAGCUGCUCAAGGCAUGCAUUUUCGCUGUGUCAAUAUCGGAUCUCAAACAAGAUGCGGAAGCCUUUGUCACCCAUUUAGCGAAGCACUUCACAUUCCUCGAGCUCGGUACCCAAUUCGCGACAUUGAAGCACAAGAACAAGCCGUUUGAUGUGCACUCUGGUGAAGGACCGGUCGUCAUUGAAAGCGAAGUGAUAUCAGAGGCAAUUGGUGAGUCUCUGGCAUCAGAACAUACCGCAGUUCGAGAAGCAGCGGAGCAGGCCAUCAUCACAAUUCGAGACUCUGUGAAGGCCAUAUUCGGAGGCGACAAAGACCUGGACAAGUUUGCGUUCUUCAACGAGCUCUCCAGCACAUUCUGCCACAACUGCCACGCUGACGAUUGGUUCAUGAAGUCUGGCGGUACUAAGGGCAUCGAGAUCAUGAUCAAACAGCUAGGACUCCCUCAAACCUGGAUGGUUGCACGUCACUUCGAGCUCAUUCGGGCGCUCAAUUUCGUCAUGAAGGAUAUGCCUAUCGAUUUGGACUCAAAAACACGUAAACAAGCAGAAGGACUCAUUGAAGACCUCAUCCGCCGAUGCCACAAGAAGACCACAAAAGAAGACUUCGAAAAGCCCAAUAGCAUCACCCUACGACUGUGUGGACAGCUAGUCGGCGAUCUCUCACACAUGAACAAGAGCGUGCGAGAAGCGACACAGCAAGCAUUCCAUGUGCUGUCCGAUGUCACAGGACUGGGGGUUCACGAGCUUAUAAUGCCGGUCAAGGAUAGACUCGUCGUGCCCAUCUGGACGAAGCCACUGAGAGCGCUGCCUUUCAGCAUCCAGAUCGCCUACAUUGACGCCAUAACCUUCUGUCUGAAGCUAAAGAACAACAUCCUCGAUUUCAACGAUCAGCUGACUAGACUUCUGAUGGAAUCGCUAGCUCUCGCAGAUGCUGAGGAUGAGGGACUUGCAAGCAAACCGUUCGAGCAACGCAAUGCUGAACAUAUCAUCAACUUGAGGGUCGCGUGCAUUCGUCUACUGUCAACCGCUCAAAGCUUUCCCGAUUUUAGUACAACACCACCCAAUCAGACUUUCCUCCGCAUCAUUGCAGUCUUCUUCAAGUGUCUCUACUCGAAGUCACCUGAGGUCAUCGACGCCGCCAACAUUGGUCUUUCAGGUGUCAUAUCGGCGACGAAUAAGCUCCCCAAGGAUGUACUCCAGAGCGGUCUGCGGCCAAUCCUGGUUAACCUCCAGGAUCCUCGGAAACUAUCUGUCGAAAACCUAGAUGGUCUGGCACGACUACUGAAGCUCCUUACCAACUACUUCAAAGUGGAGAUUGGUACUCGUCUGCUUGACCAUCUCAAGAGCAUUGCGGACUCCAACAGCUUGCAGAAGACUUCAUUCAAGAUGAUUGAGCAGGACCCCAAGAUGAAGAUUGUCACUGGCAUCUUCAACAUCUUCCACUUGCUACCACCUGCGGCCGCCACCUUCCUUAAGCAGAUCAUCGAGAAGGUCAUUGAGCUGGAGACUGCGCUUAGGAGAACGCAUUACAGUCCUUUCCGGGAGCCCUUGAUCAAGUAUCUCUGCAUGUACCCUAAGGAAGCUUGGGAGUACUUUGCCCCGAACCUCAAGGAUCAGACGCAGGGCCGCUUCUUUGCUCAGCUACUCGAGAACGAAGCAAGCGGCAUUUUGAGGAAGCAAGUUAUGGAAGACGUGCCCGGCUUCUUGGGUGCUAUCGAUUUCGAAGGGACCGACAAAGAGAAGUGCCAAGCUCAACUCAACGCCAUUCACAUUGCAUAUGCCAUGAGUCGCUUCGAAGAGUCGAACAAAUGGCUGGCAACCAACGAUGAUCUCCGAAAGGGUCUCUUUGAGGCAGCAAAGUCUCUGGAAAAGAACCUUCGGGCCAAUACCAUCGACCCAGAACUACGUCUCGCAACAGAGCAAGCUGGCGAUCAAAUUAUGAUUGUGUUCACUACCUAUUUGCAGCACGAGCCGAACAGUCUGGAUUUCUUCUUUGAGCUUAUCGACGCAAUCACAUCAGAGGAGCUGAAGGCUUCUCCGCGUCUGUACGACUUCAUCUACGAGCAGAUUGUGUCUAGCGACUCAGUAGAGUACUGGAAGACUCUCAUCAACAAGUGCAUCGACAUGUACACCUCUCGCAACUCUUCGCAGAAGACCAAGACGUUCCUCUUUCGAUACAUCGUCAACCCAAUCUUCGCCAUGGAUGUAAAACGCAACUGGGAUAGCCUGUUUGAUCAGAAGGCGAAGGGCACUGCAUUGAUGGAUCGUAGCAUGACCGAGACGAUCCACAACCGCUUAUGGAAACCACAGUCUCUGACAGACACCUCGGAGGAGACAGCGCAGCUGGGAGUCGACCAUUCCCGAAUGGAGCUUCUCCAAUUGACGACUCUGCUUCUGAAGCACUACUCGGGCAUGAUCCAGGAGGCGCGCAAGGAUGUUAUCAAAUUCGCUUGGAACUACAUCAAGCUCGAAGACAUCAUCAACAAGUACGCAGCUUACGUGCUCAUUGCCUUCUUUAUCGCUGUCUUCGAUACUCCAAUGAAGAUUGCCAUUCAGGUCUACCAAGCUCUUCUCAAGGCGCAUCAGAACGAAGGCCGAUCACUGGUUAUGCAAGCGCUCGAGCUCAUGGCUCCGGUCUUGAAGAAGCGGAUGAGUGGAGGCGACCCCAAAAUGCCUCGAUGGAUUCAGUAUCCCCGCAAGGUUCUCUCUGAGGAGAGCUCGAAUUUGCAGCAACUGAUGAGCAUAUUCCAGUUCAUUGUUCGGCAUCCUGACCUAUUCUACGAAGGCCGAGAGCACUUGUCGAGCAUCAUCAUUACAUCUCUCAGCAAGAUCGCCCAACCACCGAACCCCUCUACUGAUGCUAAGAAGUUGGCGCUGAAUCUUAUCAGCCUCAUCAGGACUUGGGAAGAGCGUACAGCGAGUGAGUCCGGCUCAACGGACAACGCUGUAGAAUCACCAUCUUCUGCAAAGAGGAGAGUAGAUGGGACUAUUGUUCCGCCGGGUCCGCUGCCAAAGGGGUUCGUUGCAUCGCCUGCCGUUCGAAUGAUGCUGGUCAAGUAUCUCAUUCAAUUUAUCGCCUAUCUGCCAGAGCGGUACCCAGUUGCCUCGCCGAAGCCAAAAGAUCCGGCUACCGUCACACCUGCGGCGCCACCCGCAGAAAUCUGCAGGAAGGCUGUACAGCUCUUGCACGAUUUGCUCUCGCCACGACUCUGGAACGAUCUGGAUCUUGAUCUCAUGCUUAGCAAGAAGAUCGAAGAAAUUCUACUCACCGAAGCGAAGCAGGAUGAUAAACCUGAGCAGUUCCAUACCCGCAUGAUCAACACCCUUCAGAUUGUGAAAGUCAUUGUCAACGUCCGAUCUGACGAGUGGGUUCUGCAACGCAUUCCGCAGUUCCAGAAAAUCCUUGAGAAGCCAAUUCGCUCCGAGAAUGCGGAUGUUCAAGCUAGCUUGCAUGCUGUUGAUGAGCCCGAGGAUGGCCAUAGGAAGCUGCAACCGACGCUGAAGCGCAUCCUAGAGGUGAUGCCCGACCCUGUCACUGACGACGAUGGCAAUACAGAAGAGUCGCCGUCGACUGACUUCGUUAACUUCAUCGGUGCCAUCGCAACUGAAGCCCUUUCCAACGGCUCAUACAUUUGCGCCAUCAACAUUCUCUGGACUUUGUGCCAGAAGCGACCGGAAGAGAUUGAUCAACACAUCCCACAGAUCAUGAAGGCAUUCCAGGGCAAGAUGGCUAAGGACCAUCUAGCUGGUCAGAGUGGUAUACCUGGACAGCCUGUGCCGCCUGCAAUGCGACCCGACGGACCCCUGCCUCCAACAGAUCCCCGUGAGGUGGAGAUCCAGACCGAUCUUGUCCUCAAGACGGUGGACAUCCUUGCGGCACGCAUGGCCGAGCUCCAAGACAAUCGAAGGCCAUAUCUGAGUGUCUUAGCGUCGCUCGUGGAACGAUCCCAGGUCAACUCAGUCUGCAUGAAGGUUUUGGACCUGGUCGAAGACUGGAUCUUUCACUCAUCCGACGUUGUACCGACGUUGAAGGAAAAGACAGCUGUUCUCAGCAAGAUGCUGCUGUUUGAGCACAAAUCGGACACGUCGCUUCUCACCCGCUUCCUGGACCUGGUCAUUCGAAUUUACGAAGAUCCAAAGAUUAUGAGAUCAGAACUCACUGUUCGUAUGGAGCAUGCGUUCCUGAUCGGUACGCGUGCCCAGGAUGUUGAGAUGCGCAACCGAUAUAUGACCAUUUUCGACAAGAGUUUGAGUCGAACUGCGGCUAGUAGGCUCAGUUAUGUUCUCGCAAGUCAGAAUUGGGAUACGCUGUCUGACAGCUACUGGCUGAACCAAGUCAUUCACCUGAUGUUUGGUUCAGUGGAGAUGAACACACCAGCUCAGCUUCAUUCCGAAGACUUCAAGUUGAUGAAGCCUACCAUGUUCUUCAGUACCUACAGCAAGGAUGCUAGAAUUCAAGACGUCAUCGUGGAUGACGAUCUCGAGAACCUGGUCAACGGUCAUCGUAGCUUCUGCACUCAGCUCGCCGAUGUCAAGAUCAAGGACAUUUUUGAGCCGCUCGGACAUCUUCAGCACACCGAUAGCGUCCUGGCGCACGAUAUCUGGAUCGCCUUUUUCCCACUUGCCUGGACUGCGUUGACCAAGGAUGACCAGAGUGACUUGGAGAAGGGUAUGGCAGCACUGCUUACCAAGGACUACCACCACCGCCAGAUCGACAAGCGACCCAACUGUGUGUCAACUAUGCUGGAUGCCGUCGUACAUGCUCGUCCGCGAGUCAAGUUCCCGCCUCACAUCAUGAAAUACUUGGCUCAGACCUACAACGCAUGGUAUACCGCUGCUGUGUACAUGGAAGACUCUGCCAUUUCGCCUGUCGUGGAUGUGGAAAAGCUGAGGGAGAGUAAUCUCGAUGCUUUGCUAGAGAUCUACAGCGGUCUCCAAGAGGAUGAUUUGUUCUACGGCACCUGGCGACGGCGUUGCCAGUUCAUUGAGAGCAAUGCAGCGCUCUCAUACGAGCAGUGCGGCAUUUGGGACAAGGCUCAGCAGAUGUACGAAGCUGCGCAGAUCAAGGCUAGAACUUCAGUGCUGCCGUUCUCUUCGGGAGAGUACAUGCUCUGGGAAGAUCACUGGGUCAUCUGCGCACAGAAGCUGCAACAGUGGGAGAUUCUGAGCGACUUUGCGAAGCAUGAGAACUUCAACGAUCUCUAUCUGGAGUCUACCUGGCGUGUCUUCGAUGCAUGGCAGAAUGCAGAGACACGGGAACAGCUUGAUGCGACUAUCAAGGCUGUCAGCGAUGCCCCGACACCACGAAGAGUCUUCUUCCAAACGUUCAUGUCGCUGCUCAAGCUGCACAACAAGCAAGAGUCGACACCGGAGUUUCAUCGAUUGUGCGAUGAGUCUAUUCAGCUUUCGAUCAGGAAGUGGCACCAGCUUCCGCGACGCAUCACCCAAGCACACAUUCCAUUGCUCCAGCAUUUCCAGCAACUGGUCGAACUGCACGAUGCUAGUGUCAUUUGCCAGAGCCUUGCAUCCACAACACAAGCCAAUCUUGACCUCAAGUCUCAGGAGCUCAAGCUGUUACUUAGUACAUGGCGCGACCGACUACCUAACUUCUGGGACGACAUCAAUGCUUGGCAGGAUCUCGUUACGUGGCGCCAGCAUAUCUUCCAGCUCAUCAACGGAGUGUAUCUUGCUCUGCUACCACCGAAUCAGAACAAUGCCAGCGGCAACUCUUUCGCUUACCGCGGAUACCAUGAGACUGCCUGGAUCAUCAAUCGCUUUGCACAUGUUGCACGCAAGCACAACCUUCCGGAAGUGUGCAUCAAUCAGCUCGGUCGCAUCUACACGCUGCCCAACAUUGAAAUCCAAGAAGCUUUCCUCAAGCUGCGUGAGCAGGCCAAGUGUCACUACCAGAUCCGAGCGGACCUCAACAGUGGAUUGGAUGUUAUCAACAAUACCAAUCUCAACUACUUUGGACCGCAGCAGAAGGCAGAGUUCUACACGCUCAAGGGCAUGUUCCUUGCCAAGCUUGGCCAGAAGAACGAAGCUGGCGAAGCGUUCGGUACGGCACUGUACUUCGACAUCAAGCUACCGAAGGCAUGGGCUGAGUGGGGUCGCUACAACGAUAUGCUGUUCAAGGAGGAGCCACAGAACUUGGAGCGAGCUGAAGCGGCACUCAGUUGUUACCUCGAAGCUGCGAGUCAGUUCAAGAACGCCAAGUCGAGGAAGCUGCUUGGCCGCGUGUUGUGGUUGCUCAGCUUAGACAACCCCGAGCGCAAGCUGGCUGAGAAGUUCGAAGAGUUCAAGGGCGAUACACCGGCUUGGUACUGGAUCACGUACAUUCCGCAAUUGCUUAACAGCUUGUCGCGGCAGGAAGCACCAAUCGCGCGAUCGAUCCUGGGCAAGCUGGCGAAGACGUAUCCACAGGCGCUGUAUUGCCACCUCCGAACGACACGGGAGGACAUGGUGGUGCUCAAGAAGAACCAUGAACAGCAACAGGCAAAGGAGAAGGCGGCAAAGGCGAAGCAACAAGGCUCGCCGGCUGUGAAGCAGAGCUCGCCAGAAACUCGACCAGGAUCAAGUGGCAACGCGCCCGCGACCGCAAACGGCGACAGCAAGCCUGCCGCCAACGGUACUCCAGGUGGCACUGUCAAGACAGAGGGCGCUCCACAGGGUAGCCCGAGCGCUGCUCCAGCUGCGGCUGAUACUCCCCCCGCGCCCAAGAAGCCAUGGGAUCACGUGGAGGAGAUCAGUGCGAUCCUCAAGACGGCAUUCCCGCUACUGGCACUGUCUAUGGAGACGAUGCUCGACCAGAUCCAGAAGAACUUCAAGUGCCCGCCGGAUGAAGACGCUUAUCGACUCAUCGUUGCUCUGCUCAAUGACGGCUUGUCGUAUGUUGGACGACAACCUAAUCUGUACGCUCGCGAGAUCAAGCUUCCUCAGUCGACAGAAGCCAACAUUACACGUUUCGCCGAGUCUGUGCUGCCACCACACAUCCGAAAGGCGUUUGAGCGCGACUUUGUCACAAACAAACCUACUAUGUACGAGUACAUUCAAAAACUGCGUACGUGGCGGAAUCGAUUCGAGGAGCGCCUUGAUCGGAGGAAGCUCGUCGUCCCGCUUGAGCAGUAUACGCACCAGCUCAGCGAGUUCCGCUUCCUCAAGUUCGACGACGUGGAAGUUCCUGGCCAGUACCUCCAACAUCGUGAUAAGAACAGCGAUUUCGUACGCAUUGAGCGGUUUUUGCCAGAUGUGGAGUUGGUCCGUGGUAUUGGCAUAUGUCAUCGCCGUCUCAAGAUUCGUGGACAUGAUGGUAGCGUUCAUCCAUUCGCUAUCCAGUUCCCGGCAGCGAGAAGCUCGCGUCGUGAAGAGCGAAUUCUGCAGCUGUUCCGUAUUUUCAACGGCAUCUUGGCGAAGAGGAAGGAGUCGAGGAGGCGAAAUCUGCAGUUCCAUCUUCCGCUCAUGGUACCAAUCACGCCGAGUAUCUACGAGGAUUACUGUCGUCAGAAUAAGAUCAACAAGGACGAGCCAGUGCUCUUUUCGAUCGAGAAGUUGAGAGCACUUCAACCGAAAAACGUCGAUCACGCCAACUCCAUCCGCCUCGAAACCUUUGCCGCCAUUCAAGAAAAAUACGUCCCGCCAACCGUCAUGCAAGACUUCUUCCGCGCCACAUUCCCCAACUUCGAAGAUUUCUGGCUCUUCCGACGCACUCUCUCGUACCAGCUCGCCUGCCUCACCUUCAUGACCUAUGUCAUGCACAUGAACACGCGUUUCCCCCAGAAGAUGAGCAUCUCCCGCGCCUCCGGCCGCGUCUGGGGCUCCGAGCUCAUCCCCAGCAUGGCGGUCGGCAAGCCGAUCCUCCACAACUCGGAACCCGUACCCUUCCGCCUAACCCCCAACAUGCAAACCAUGAUGGGCCCACUGAACAUGGAAGGCAUCUUCGCGCCCGCCGUCAUGACCGUCGCGCGCGCCCUGAUCGAACCCGAGGGCGAAUCCGUCAAUCUGGAAAUGCAGCUCAGCAUCUUCAUGCGCGAUGAGAUGAAUCACUGGUUCACGUCGCAGCAUAAAGCGAGUCAACUUACGCCCGAGGUCCUGCGCGAGAGCGUGCAGAGUAAUUCCGAGAUGGUGGUGAAGCGCGCAAGUGCGCUGGGUGGACUGCCUACAGUCAAUAAUUUGCCAGCAAAUCAGACGGUCGUGGAUCUUGUGGCUGUGGCAGUGGAUCCGAAGAAGCUGGCGAGUAUGGAUCCGCUUUGGAUGGGGUAUUUGUGA
This is a messenger RNA of Parastagonospora nodorum SN15, 11406 nucleotides long. RefSeq lists its product as hypothetical. Gene Ontology annotation, molecular function: transcription coregulator activity; protein binding. NCBI's taxonomy places the organism in Eukaryota, Fungi, Ascomycota, Dothideomycetes, Pleosporales, Phaeosphaeriaceae. Gene Ontology annotation, biological process: DNA repair; regulation of DNA-templated transcription. The coding region runs from base 1 to 11406 and encodes 3801 amino acids. The record is from RefSeq and is a predicted model, not a curated record. The transcript has 5 exons. Gene Ontology annotation, cellular component: nucleus; SAGA complex; NuA4 histone acetyltransferase complex.